Molecule: messenger RNA, 968 nt
Organism: Pseudoliparis swirei
Lineage: Eukaryota; Metazoa; Chordata; Actinopteri; Perciformes; Liparidae
Gene: lsm5
Product: LSM5 homolog, U6 small nuclear RNA and mRNA degradation associated
Exons: 5
Coding region: 121-396 (91 amino acids)
Biological process (GO): mRNA splicing, via spliceosome
Cellular component (GO): U6 snRNP; U4/U6 x U5 tri-snRNP complex; Lsm1-7-Pat1 complex
Molecular function (GO): RNA binding
Source: RefSeq, a predicted model, not a curated record
CUGCAAUUUACUGUUGCAAAAUAUAGGCCCAUCCGUUCUCGACUCGGGGUUCGAUUGCGUUAGCCUGCUCGCGGACGUUUCUUCUGUCGAUUGCUUCGGCCUGCCGCCCAUUGAACAAACAUGGCGGCCACUCCGACCACGAAUCCCUCUCAGUUGCUCCCUCUUGAGCUUGUGGACAAAUGUAUCGGCUCCCGGAUUCACAUCGUCAUGAAGACCGACAAAGAGAUCGUCGGCACACUGCUGGGCUUUGACGACUUCGUCAACAUGGUCCUAGAAGACGUGACGGAGUUUGAAAUCACACCGGAGGGGCGGAGGAUAACCAAACUGGACCAGAUCCUCCUCAACGGCAAUAACAUCACCAUGCUCAUACCCGGAGGAGAAGGUCCUGAAGUUUGAGACGACGGACCGCCGUUGAAGGACGAGAAUUUUGAGUUAUUUCUUUUUUUCCUUUUUUGACGUCUCCUGAGUUUGUAAAAUCAUUAUUUUUGUUGUUUUUCGGAUCAUUCUGUGUUGGUCUUGAGUGAGGAAGAUAUUUUUGUAAGAUUCCCCAAUUGAGUGUUUGUUAUAUAUAUUUUAAAAAGAACAGGUUGAAUUAAAACUAUCAUGAAUCACGCAUGACAAAAACAAUUUUUUUCUUUUUACAAAUAAAUAAGAAUCACUUGAAACAUGAGCUCUUCUUUAUUCUUUAAAAAAAAAAAACUAAUAGCUGUGCAGCUUAAAUGUCUCAUGCAUGUUGUCGUAACCACGGAGAGCUUGUCCACCUACUUGUGUGUGUGUCACUACCGUUUAAAAGUUUGGGCUCAAUUAGAAAAGAAUAAAAAAAUGUAAGUUUCCUUAUUUUUCAAAGAAUUAUUUUUCCAAUGAAGAUCACAUUAAAUGAAUCAUAACGCUACAUAGUUAAUGUGGUACAUGACUAUUCUCUGGUGUUUAAUAAAGUCCCUACAGAGGUGUGUAGAGGCCCAUCUCCA